AUGACGCAGCCGCACUCGCCGCGCGACCGCCCUGCAGUCCCGUGGGGCGGCGACGCGCAAAGCGCGAUGGACGAAACGGCCCUCACGCAAGCGUUCUUGUACCGGCGGCGCAGGAUGGAGGCGGCCUCGCGGCUCACGGGGGAAAUGCUGGCGCAGGUCCGGGCCAUCGCCGACGCCGGCGGAAGCCCGUCUUAUAUGAUGCUGCUGGACGAUGCCCCAUCGCCCACCGACGACGCGCCGCGUUCACCGGAAAAAGCCGGCGCUGGCGCAACGCCCGGCGGGGAUCGGGCGGCGCUGUCUGACGAAGCUACGAUGACGCACCCGACGGAGGUGCUUCUUCACGACGAGAUCAAUCGGAAGGUGCAAAAAAUGCGGGACAUGCGAAUAGAACAGCGGAGCGCGGCGGAGAUGCAGCUCAAGCCCAACUUUCAGUUGGUUGAGCCUUCACUGGAGAUGCCCGUUCCGCCGGCCGCAUUUACCUCCACCUCUCUUGUCUUUGCAUUGGAAGCGCUGUCCACGAGUGUCUCCAAGCUUGUGGCCGCAACGGAUAGGAUUCUAGUGCAGCUCUCCCUCUUGGACAAGACGACUCAACCGUCUAUAUUCAAGGAUAUGAACAUACUUGUAGUGCACUCACAGCACGCAUGGCGCUGCUACGCGGCGGUGCGGCAACAUCUGAAGCAGUAUGAGGUGUGUGCGAAGGCACUGCAGGAUGCCACAUUGCAGGAGCUGAGCAGUAUGCGCGAGCAAUUCUUGGUUCGCAAAGAGAUGCUGACGGCGCAGGAGCAAAAGCAAAAGGUUUCUGAGGAGCAUCUCAGAGCGCUGCGACUUCGGUUAAACAACCUUCAUGCACGGUGCCGAAUGUGGUCGGGGGUUCUACUGGACGAAGCCCCGCCGCUGCCGCUCUUUGUCUCGCCGCCGAACUCACCUAGGCGCGUUUCGCUUUCGCGCGAGCGCGACUCAAUUUCGUUUAUGCGAUCCGCCACAAACAGGCGUCCGAGCGCCACGCUGCGUCUGAGCGUCGUUGGCGGGGCUUCACUGCGACGAAAGUCCAGCGUCCGUGUUUACACCCCCCUGUUGUCGCAGAACUUGGACUCCUCCUACUCCUCCACCUCGACAGCCGAGGAGUUUGACGGCCGCGUGGACGCCAUGGAGGUCAAGGUCGCCCGAUUUUGGCGCAACCCGUACGUUGUCAAGGCGCAGCAGUGCGUGAAGCGGAGGUGGCGACAGCGGCACCAGCAGCGGGAGCGCAACGCGACGUUGAUUGAGGUCAUGGGCCUUCCUGUGCUUUCGCGGAAUGAGUCGCUGCAGCGCGCUGGGUCCUCGAUGCGCCUUGCAAGUGACAUGCACCGCCCGUCGCGGGUGGAUACUGCGUACAAGGGGGGCUACGCCGCGGAAGCGACGGAGAAGGCGACGGCGGAGUCUCGCCUCAUGUCCCUGCUAAGAGGCUUGCUGAGGCUGGCACCAAGCGUGAACAAGCAGACUACGACAACCGCAUCGUCUUCGAAAACAGAAAGUGUGGAAAGCGUUGAGGCAACGGAGUUGGAGGACGACGUCGGUGGCGGGGCGGAGCAGACAAGCUCAACUCCGGACGCCGCCGCCUUGGCGGCCACGGGCGCGACGGUUGGCGCGGCGGAUGCCAUGUCGGAGAGCGCAAGGAACCUUUUGAAGUUUCUCGAAGGUUCCCUUGGAACCACGAUGUGA
This is a messenger RNA of Trypanosoma conorhini, 1701 nucleotides long. RefSeq lists its product as uncharacterized. Bases 1 to 1701 code for a protein of 566 amino acids. Lineage: Eukaryota; Euglenozoa; Kinetoplastea; Trypanosomatida; Trypanosomatidae. The transcript has a single exon. The record is from RefSeq and is a predicted model, not a curated record.